UCUAAUUGAAUUCUACUUGUUUCCUAAGGGCCCUUGCAGCUUAUUAGAGCUUAAAAAAGUAGAAGACGUAAUUUAAUUCAGUUAAUUUUUUAUUACCUCUCCAUAAUAAUGUAUUCCUUUGCCGUUUUGUUUUCUCUUGUCUCCUGCUUUAGAUCCAGUAUUUCUGUUGCAAACACAGGGCAGUUUGUUGUUUUUCCACAACAUGUCCUAUUAGGCUGGAGUCAGGAGUUACAGAACCAUAAUCGUAUACAAUGUUUAUUGGCUUGCUCAAGAAAAACUUACUGUUUUUCGGUAAAUUACAAUCGGCAAAAUGAAGUUUGUCAAUUAAACAAGCAGAUACGAGAGAAUACAACAAUGGAUUUCAUAGCAAAUCCUUUAUACGAAUACAUGGAAAAGGUUAUCGAUGGAGAUUUAAAAACACAUGGCAUAUAUUUUCUGUCACGUGAAUAUGAUUAUGAAGAUGCAGUCGAAUCAUGCAGUAAUCAUUUAGGAUCCAUUGCUUCUUACGAGCAGCUGUACAACGCGUUUCAACCAACUCUGGAGAACUGCAAAGAUGGCUGGCUUAUCAGUGGAGAGAUUGCAUUUACCGAACUAACAGACGCAUGCACAUUAAAACCACCAGAACAGCGCAGCAAUGUAUUUCCCUGUAAAAGUUAUGAGAGUGGAGUUUAUUGUCAGAAGGAAUACAAUCCUUCAGCACUCGACUAUUUACCUAAAGAACAACGGAUCAUUCGACUGACGAACAGUAACCUGAAGAAGUUAAAUGCAGAAGAUGCUGAGAUAUGUUGUAGUACUGAAUUCAACGGUCAGCUUGCAACACCUCUUCACGUUUACAAUAACACAUUGUCACUAGGAGUUAAUCUUUGCGAAACAGGGUGGCUUUCAGGUUGGUUGGUGGGAAAUCCAUGUAAUGGGCAUGCACCACCUGACUUCUGGCUUUAUCCGGCGGGUAAUGAAGUAAACUUCAAGAUAGCAACGAACGAAUAUUCUGCAUUUUGUUUUGUUCCUCUCACGAAUCAGACCUUGACAUACACUGACCCUUUCCCCUCUCAUCGUGUCGUGCAUGGAGAGGGAGAAAGUCGUUAUUCUUUAAGUUACGAUGAAGCUGAUGAUUUGUGCACAAAUCGAGGCGGUAGAAUGGCAACGAGAGCGGAAGUAGAGUACGCCUGGCAGUCAGGAUAUGACCGUUGUCAGGCUGGCUGGGUCACAAGUGGGGAAGUUAUUUACCCACUAAUAGAACCAGAGGGCUUUUGCAGCGGCAAUACUCCAGGCAUCACAAGCUGGGGUUUUAAGGAUAUGAGUACUUACAGUUCCUCUGUCUUUUGUUAUCUAUAAAUGGCGCUGCACAGUCGCAACAUGCUUGGUAGUUUGUUAGCAGAUUUCCAGCUACCAUUUGAGAUGGAUGAUGACGGCAUGAAUGUACGACCACAGUUGACUCAAUCUAGACUUUUUCCUUUGGUGUGGGUAAACAUCUUGCAUCCUAAAAUUUAUAUCUCACAUUACUAAUAUUAGAUUUCAGAGAUAUCAUUAUCAAAAAGUAAAUAACUGCAAGAGGUCUGACUGUGGGGGUUUCAUUGAAACGCAAUCCUAUUUCAAAAAGUACUGUUACGAAGGGGCGUGUCCUUAAAGAACUCUAUUCUAAUAGGGCCGCCCUUAUCUCGUUGGCAGCACUUUUGUUUCACCUGAGACAGAAGUAACGUUCCAUUGCCUGCAUAACAAAAUCUGGGCAGUCGGAUCUAUUGCAGUUAUACACUCUUUGCCAUUAUCAGACUAGUUUGCUUUAGAAAUCUAGCCUUUAAGCGAAGACGGUAAUCUCUCCUUUCGGAGAUAGAAGAAAACAAGAAUAAGCUCACACACAAUGUACUUUUGGGCUAUCGUAACUGUAUUUCAUUAACUGGACAGGACACUAAACAAGGCACUCGUACACCGCAUCGGCCUUUCUGACUCAGUGUGGUGUGGUGCAGACAUCUGCCCACGUAGUCAAAUCGGCGAUCUUGCUACAGACGACAGUGAAUUCAAGCAUGGCUACAAAUCUCAAUCCUUGCCCUUUAAAGCAAAUUGUUUGAGUUUUUUUUUCAGACGAGUAUAAUGUAUAUAAAAUCUAAUUUAAAUUAAAAAUGCUUUAGAAACUAUUUUUCAGUUCGUAGUAAACUUUUUUACAUUAUUUAAAUAUUGUAAAUUGCAGUGAUUCCUUAUUAUAACAAUGCUUUAUUGCAACUGCUAUCAUCAUCAUCAUCAUCAUCGGCAGCCCAGUCGCGAAAGACCAUGCAUCAGACACCCGUGGAGAGGGAUAAAAUUAGAAUUAUUAAAAACAUUUUUUAUUGUAAUUUGUUUCACUGUGUGUUUACCAUAAUUUACCAAGAAAUCCAGCACAAAAUUACAACAGCAAUAAUAACAAUAACAAAACCAACGAAAACAAUAAUAGUAAAACGUUAAAAAGCAAAAAAAAGAGAUAAAUAAGGAUUCGGAUUGAUUAGAUGGACUAAAGUCUUUGACAUCAUUAGGUGUGGUUGUGAAGUGCUAUAUUCAUUCUAUUUUAUUAUGUGUUUCACGCAAAAUCGGAUAUACUGUAUUUACAAAUGCAAGUUCUAUGCAUUAUAGAAAUUUUGAAAGUAUGUAUACACACAGGCACGCGCAAACCUCACGCACAAACCCGCCCCCACUCCCAACACACACACGAAAACCCAAAAUAUAAACCCAAAAAAUGCAAACCUGUUUAAAACGUUGGAUAUCCAAGUCACAAUCAGAACGACAAGCAAGCAUGUCGCUGGUAUUCAGUACGAGAGGCGCACCAACCUAACGUCUGGGCAGGACCCGUUGCCAGAGCGCUGAGUCCAGUUAUAGAAAAAAAAAAUACUUGGGUGUAUUAGUGGGAUUAUUGAUUGAGAAUUUUAUUCAGGUAAGAUAUUGGGCUAUUUUUUACUCCUUAAGUCUUGAAGGCGACUGUUUCAAACUUUGUUGGACUACGAGCUCAUUGAUAACGUGUUUGUUGACUUUUGGAAUCAGUGGUCGAACCUUUCAUUAAAACAUAAUUAGAGAGGAUUUGCGGUCGAAGCGGGUCCGGCCCAAGCGCCGUCAAUGCACCCUCAUAAGUGUUGUGCUCUCCUGACAAAAUAAUGCGAUAUACAUGCUUCUGAACCCUCUCAAGUCGAUCAAUAUUGGCCCCGAAGAGACCACCGUUCCAAACAGGUGUGGCAUACUCACGCUUUGGUCGAAUAUAACCUACAUAAAUAGACGGAAGUUUAUCUUCGUUAAAGCCACUCUCCCGGCUUUUCAUGUAUAAGCAUCUUUCUCUUUGCAUUUAUUUGAAUGUGGUCAACAUGACCAUUUGAAAUAAUCUUGAAUCACCUUGCCAAGGAAUUUAACUUUGUUGACAAUCAGAAGCAUGGUGUGCGAGAUGUGAACCGUCCAUGUCUGGUAAACCUCUACGACAAAAACACGUCCGCAAGAUCUGGCACUUGGGAGGGAUUAAGAUUUAAUUUAUUAGUCACUGACUCAAGUGAUUGCAUCAAGGCAGAUGUGAAUGGAACUCGGAGAAUCAAACCUUUUAUUCCUCAAAGUGUCAGAUCAUCAACAUAUUUCCAGACAGAUGUUCAAAUUUGUAGCACGAGAGGGACUUUCAAUGAAUACAGGACGUAUGACACAGAGAAAAUUUUGUGAUAGGAGCAAGGAAAGUUCCUUGUGGGACACCAAAAAAACCAAGUGUUUCCCACUUGGAGUAGUGAUUAUAUAUUUGCAUCGUUAUUUUAAAUUAUUUGAGAUAAAGACGACGACCCACUGCUAAAUAGAUAUUUACCAUCACUUAAUAUCAGAAGCAGAAAAAUCUGGUAACAUCAGUACACCUGCGGUAACUGAAUUUACCGAAGCUUUAGAUGUUACUGAUCAUCGUGUGUCUAUCAAUUUUUAAUUGCCGUAUUGUUGUAAAUUAAUGCGAAGCUUAAUUGCAUUAUUAAUUAUUGGAACCUCUUUCCUCAGCAAUUUUUGACGAAUAUAGGGGCGAUAGAAAUAGGCCUCAAUUUAUUCAUUUGUGCCCUUGUCUAUGGAUUAUUAUGGACAUUUGUUGCAAAUAAUUUUUUAUUGAUAAAUUAUUAACGUGGUUUGUUUGAAAUGUACAUUUUUGUCCUUGUGAGCUUUGUAGUUUCUUUGUUUUUACUAAGAAACUACAAACUACAAAUUUUAUCUUACCGGAAUAACAAUUCUGUAACAUAUUAUAACUGUCAAGAAAUUAUUAACUUUCAAGACUGCUGAGCAAAUUAAAGAAGAACUGAUUAACAUGAAGAAUAAUAAAAUUGUUUUCCUUUAUA
Anneissia japonica is the source of this 4304-nucleotide messenger RNA. RefSeq names its product aggrecan core protein-like. Bases 109 to 1335 code for a protein of 408 amino acids. The record is from RefSeq and is a predicted model, not a curated record. The transcript is spliced from 3 exons. Gene Ontology annotation, cellular component: plasma membrane. NCBI's taxonomy places the organism in Eukaryota, Metazoa, Echinodermata, Crinoidea, Comatulida, Comatulidae. Gene Ontology annotation, biological process: cell adhesion. Gene Ontology annotation, molecular function: hyaluronic acid binding; transmembrane signaling receptor activity.